Molecule: messenger RNA, 2409 nt
Organism: Lontra canadensis (Northern American river otter)
Lineage: Eukaryota; Metazoa; Chordata; Mammalia; Carnivora; Mustelidae
Gene: CDKAL1
Product: CDK5 regulatory subunit associated protein 1 like 1
Exons: 17
Coding region: 117-1907 (596 amino acids)
Biological process (GO): tRNA methylthiolation
Cellular component (GO): endoplasmic reticulum
Molecular function (GO): tRNA (N(6)-L-threonylcarbamoyladenosine(37)-C(2))-methylthiotransferase activity; 4 iron, 4 sulfur cluster binding
Source: RefSeq, a predicted model, not a curated record
GGCUAGAGCUUCUUUAAUGGUGGAGCCUGUUUCUCCAGUUUCGGUCUUUCUCGGGCGGUUUGCUGACUUCCCAGAGGAUUUGAGAACAAUUGCAGAUAAUCAAGAUAAUAGAGAAGAUGCCUUCUGCAUCCUGCGACAUACUACUGGAUGACAUAGAAGAUAUCGUGUCACAGGGAGAUUUAAAGCCACAAGAUAGGCAUUCUGCACGAAAGCACGUUGUUCCAAAGGCACGAAAGCGAAACACCCAAAAAUAUUUGCAAGAGGAAAACAGUCCACCAAGUGAUAGCACCAUUCCAGGCAUACAGAAAAUUUGGUUGCGAACAUGGGGUUGUUCUCAUAAUAAUUCUGAUGGAGAAUAUAUGGCUGGACAACUAGCUGCUUAUGGAUAUGAAAUUACAGAAAAUGCAUCAGACGCAGAUUUAUGGCUCCUGAAUAGUUGUACUGUAAAAAACCCAGCUGAAGACCACUUUAGAAACUCAAUUAAAAAAGCUCAAGAGGAGAACAAGAAGAUAGUGCUAGCUGGAUGUGUUCCUCAAGCCCAGCCUCGGCAGGACUACCUUAAAGGACUGAGCAUCAUAGGGGUUCAACAGAUAGAUCGAGUGGUAGAAGUUGUGGAGGAAACGAUUAAAGGUCACUCUGUGAGACUGCUGGGUCAGAAAAAGGACAAUGGAAAGCGCCUGGGUGGGGCACGAUUGGAUUUGCCAAAGAUCAGGAAGAAUCCGCUGAUAGAAAUCAUUUCCAUCAAUACCGGGUGCCUCAAUGCUUGUACUUACUGCAAAACUAAACACGCCAGAGGAAAUUUGGCCAGUUACCCAAUAGAAGAACUAGUAGAAAGAGCCAAACAGUCUUUUCAAGAGGGCGUUUGUGAGAUAUGGUUGACCAGUGAAGACACGGGGGCUUACGGCAGAGACAUUGGCACCGAUCUCCCCGCACUGCUGUGGAAACUGGUUGAAGUGAUCCCUGAGGGGGCGAUGCUGAGGCUUGGCAUGACAAAUCCACCCUAUAUUUUAGAGCAUCUGGAGGAAAUGGCAAAAAUCCUUAAUCAUCCCCGAGUCUAUGCUUUCCUGCACAUCCCGGUCCAGUCUGCCUCUGACACUGUACUCAUGGAAAUGAAGAGAGAAUACUGCGUGGCUGACUUCAAAAGAGUCGUGGAUUUCCUGAAAGAGAAUAAAACACCAAAUUGCAAGUGUGGAAGUCUUGAGAUGAUUCAAGUACAGCAUGUAAAAGUUCCUGGAAUAACUCUGGCCACAGAUAUUAUCUGUGGUUUUCCUGGAGAAACAGAUCAAGAUUUUCAAGAAACAGUGAAGCUUGUGGAAGAGUACAAAUUUCCAAGCCUCUUUAUUAACCAGUUUUACCCAAGACCAGGAACUCCUGCUGCGAAAAUGGCACAAGUUCCAGCCCAAGUGAAAAAACAAAGAACGAAAGACCUUUCCCGGGUGUUCCAUUCUUACAGUCCGUACGAUCACAAGAUUGGUGAAAGACAACAAGUGUUAGUGACCGAAGAGUCUUUUGAUUCCAAGUUUUACGUUGCCCACAAUCGAUUCUACGAGCAGGUCUUAGUGCCAAAGAACCCCACAUUCAUGGGGAAAAUGAUCGAAGUGGACAUUUACGAAUCAGGCAAACACUUCAUGAAAGGGCAGCCAGUAACAGACGCCAAAGUAUACACGCCAUCCAUCAGCAAACCAUUAGCAAAGGGAGAAGUCUCAGGUUUAACAGAGGACUUCAGAAAAAGGCUUGGGACUCACCUGAGCUCGGUGCCCCACACUUCCACGGUUCGGCGGGACCCCGCGAGUUCCAGAAUGGCGCUCCGCUUGCAAAAGCUCCGUGGAGACUGUGCACUGGGGGUGUCUGUAGGCCUAGCUCUGUUUGCCCUCCUUCUAGCUCUUUUGGUCAAAGUCUAUAAUUAAAGCACAACUAAUGGAACCAUUUGUGAGGAAAACUACAUUUCUAAUUAAAAUCUGUACCGAACAGAAAAGCAACCACAUCAGUCCUCCAGGAGCCAGAAUUUACACUAGUCUCUGCCCCCAAGUCAGCCAUACUUUUUAUGAGGCUUACCCUGUCUCCCGCCACGUUGGGCCAUCCGUUAUCUGACAUGACACCUACUAACUGUUGCCGUGGCAUAUCUUUCACAUUAAGCUCCUUUCAGUUUAUCUGCAGCAGGAAAUGGUUGCAUCUUUCUUCAAGCCUCCAGUCUUCAAGUCAGAGCUUAAUUGGACAGUGGAUCCAGUCAUCUUUUCCUGACGUGGGAAUAAUUUUGAGUCUCCAAUAAACAUUUAAAAAUGUAUCUUUCUCUGGAUGCUUUGUGUGGAGUCCCAAUGCUACAAACAGCUUAUUUUCCACAGUAGAUGGUCCUGGAAAGUUUAUAGGGAAACCUGUGUUUGGAACAAGACUUCUCUCAGAAUGCACAGG